AUGCGAGUCUCCCAUUCCAGUCAACAGGUUCGCCAGGCGUACAAAGGCUUCGGACAGGCAUCCCUCUCGAUGGCAAAAGGAUUUGCAUGCGGAGCCGUGUACUCGGGCGUUGACUGCUUUGUAGAGCGUGCCAGAGGAUCUCAUGAUCUCAACAACUCUAUUUAUGCUGGUUGUCUCACUGGUGCCGCUCUAGCUUACAAAGGAGGGCCUCAGGCUAUGGCAAUGGGCUGUGCUGGUUUUGCCGCUUUUUCUAUCGUUAUCGAUUCCUUCAUGUCCACUGGCGAUAAAGAUGUCCAUAAAUGGUGA
Messenger RNA from Perkinsus marinus ATCC 50983, 306 nucleotides. RefSeq lists its product as hypothetical. Gene Ontology annotation, biological process: protein insertion into mitochondrial inner membrane. Gene Ontology annotation, molecular function: transmembrane protein transporter activity. NCBI's taxonomy places the organism in Eukaryota, Perkinsozoa, Perkinsida, Perkinsidae. Gene Ontology annotation, cellular component: TIM22 mitochondrial import inner membrane insertion complex. The transcript has 2 exons. The coding region runs from base 1 to 306 and encodes 101 amino acids. The record is from RefSeq and is a predicted model, not a curated record.